UGAAACUUCAAAAUCUAGGUCAAGCCAAACCAUCUAAUGUUGGCUUUCAGGCAUCUCAAGCUGUUGACGAGGACAAUUAUUUAGUAACUUUUUCUCCAAAGAAGAACAAAGUAGAAAGAUUGCCUCCAACUUCUAAACACAUGCAGCAGUCUCUUAGUGCAUUUCAUGUGGCCAAAGAUAGUGAAAAAUAUAAAGAAACUAAGAAAAAAUAUGAUUUUGAUACCUUUAAGGAAAGGCUGAGUGAGGAGAUAGCCUUGAAGCAGUCCUCCCAUUUAG
Molecule: messenger RNA, 276 nt
Organism: Ilex paraguariensis (yerba mate)
Lineage: Eukaryota; Viridiplantae; Streptophyta; Magnoliopsida; Aquifoliales; Aquifoliaceae
Source: the annotation of a GenBank genome assembly